This is a messenger RNA of Alternaria rosae, 2334 nucleotides long. RefSeq names its product major facilitator superfamily domain-containing protein. The transcript is spliced from 3 exons. The record is from RefSeq and is a predicted model, not a curated record. Bases 267 to 2021 code for a protein of 584 amino acids. Lineage: Eukaryota; Fungi; Ascomycota; Dothideomycetes; Pleosporales; Pleosporaceae. Gene Ontology annotation, cellular component: fungal-type vacuole membrane. Gene Ontology annotation, molecular function: transmembrane transporter activity. Gene Ontology annotation, biological process: transmembrane transport.
AUUCGAUGCCGUGCUUGUGUAUAUAGAACCCUGAUUCCCAUCUUUUUCCGUACUACGGGAUAUCUAACUGCGGACUUUGGUCGUGGUUCUUGUCGAGGUCGUUUGGUUGGCCAAUUGCUUCUGUGAGGGACCUGAGCUUCGUCGGUGCGACGUCAUCCCCGGAUAAUCUUUGAACGCAAGCCGGAGAUCUUCAGGAUUCCGACUCUGCUAUUUUCUCGAGACGACAAAUUCAUAUUUUCGAAAGAGGGGGAAAGUAUUAACCCAACAUGUCGCUCACGCAACGAGUGACAUCGAUGGAGGAGCAUGAGCCGUGGAGUAGAGAGGCGAGCCCGGACUCUAGGCACCGGAAGAUGAGCUUCAACCCAGUCGGCACCUGGACGGAGCAGACUGGUGAAGAGCCAACGAUAGGCGCAUUCGAGGUACCUAGGUGGAAAAGACUGCUUCAGGUCUUCUUCGCCGUUAUCUACUGCCUCUUCGCCGCCGGUGUCGUUUUCGGUUACGCCGCGAUAAAACCCGUACUACUCGAGGAAGGUGUCUACAGAGACUACUGCACAAAAGAAGAGCUGGAUCAAGAUGUCCAUGUCUGCUACGAACAGGAGCUACGACUCAAUCUUAUGUUCACGAUCGCUGCCGUAUCCACAAACGUCGUCGCGCUUCCCGUCGGUACCAUCCUCGAUCGCUUCGGACCACGCGUAUGCGGAAUAACUGGUGCGAUAUCCAUAACGAUUGGCGCAUUGCUUUUCGCAUUCGCGAAGGAAUUGCCUAUCGACGCGUUUAUUCCUGGAUAUUUGUUCAUGGCCUUGGGUGGACCAUUUAUCUUCAUCUCGUCGUUCCAGCUUAGCAACACAUUCCCGCAAUACUCUGGACUUAUUUUGGCGCUUUUGACUGGAGCCUUUGAUACCUCGAGCGCAAUCUUUUUGAUGUACCGACUCCUCUACCAAGGCACCGAUGGCAACUUUUCGAUCAAGAAGUUCUUCCUUAUCUACCUUAUCGUCCCGGCUUUCAUCCUCGCAGUUCAGAUUCUGUUCAUGCCAUCUGUGUCCUACAAGACAGUGGGUGAACUCGUCACUAGCGCGGAGGAGGAGCAGGUCAUCCAUGACUCGGACGAUGAGAUUGAAGAUGCAGCGACUGUGCGAAGCCUUCAAGAUGCGCGACGAGCACAUCGCGACAGUAUUGUUAGCGAGAUUACGUCUUUGCUUGGCACGAAAGACGGUCAGAAGCAGGCACAAGAGGAAGACAAGAAGAAGAACAUUUCAGGUGUAUGGGGUGCGCUUCACGGUCGCACCGCCAGCCAGCAGAUCCGUACACCCUGGUUCAUUCUCAUUACGCUGUUCACAGUGCUGCAGAUGACGCGUAUCAACUACUUCGUUGCCACGAUUCGCACGCAAUACACGUACCUUUUUCAUGACUACGAGAAGGCGGUCGAGAUCAACAACUUCUUCGAUGUGGCACUUCCAGUUGGUGGAGUUCUAUCUGUACCGUUCAUCGGUCUGCUUCUCGACAACACAAGCACUACUUUUACGAUGGCGCUGCUCGUCACUGUCGCCACCACUAUUGGUGUCCUGGGUGUGAUCCCGGAGACAUGGGCCGCUUAUGCGAACAUUGUCCUCUUUGUGCUUUAUCGACCUUUGUACUACACCGCAGUAUCCGACUACUCCGCCAAAGUCUUCGGCUUCGCCACCUUCGGAAAAGUCUACGGCCUCAUCAUCUGCCUUGCCGGUGUUCUCAACUUCUCGCAAUCUGCUCUCGACGCUGCUACGCACAAGACCUUUAAGAAUGACCCUGUACCCAUCAAUGUCAUCUUGCUUAGCUUAGCAUUGUUGGUUGGUCUAGCCCUUGUGGCUUUUGUAUGGCGGAAGAGCCACAGGAUUCAAAGGGAGAACAUUGAGGAAGAGGCUGAGGAAGCAAGAGAGACGCUUAUGCCGGAUGCUAGUGAAAGUCAGGGAGGGAAUGGGUAUGGGUCGAUGAACGGGAGUGCGACUGUGAGUCCUAGUGAAGAGAACAGAGGGCGAAGGCUGUGAGUCUGACACAUGCAAAUCCAUUACACAAAAACAUCACCCGCGCAACGAUUUUCAGCUCAGUCUUGAGUCUUAUUUCUCUUGGGUUAUCGGCAUGGCGAGGCGUUCGGUGGCGUUUUGCUGGGCAUUUGCAGAAUACAAUCACGGCUCCGAAGAUAGGUCGCAUGCUGUUCUGUUAAGAAGGCUGAAUUAAUCACGAUACAUGGUCCUUCUAUCGUAGGCACUUGCGACGUCACUGCUGACUUAUCAAACACAGCACUGUUCUAUCUGUAGAUAAGCAAAUUGAGCUCCCAAUUACUACUAUCUUCAAGAAAGU